This is a messenger RNA of Sebastes umbrosus (honeycomb rockfish), 2817 nucleotides long. RefSeq names its product bromodomain containing 8 (gene brd8). Gene Ontology annotation, molecular function: protein binding. The coding region runs from base 123 to 2456 and encodes 777 amino acids. The transcript has 19 exons. The record is from RefSeq and is a predicted model, not a curated record. NCBI's taxonomy places the organism in Eukaryota, Metazoa, Chordata, Actinopteri, Perciformes, Sebastidae. Gene Ontology annotation, cellular component: NuA4 histone acetyltransferase complex.
AUCACAUCCAGUGGGUGUCUCAAUAGAAGCAUUAGUCCCAUGGAUGGUUGGCAGUAACGUAUUAUGUGUUACACUGAAACCUGUCCGGCGGAAGUCGUGCUCACGGCCUUAACACAAAAGAAAUGGCGAGCGGUAUCGGCAAACACAAGAUACUGAAUGUGGGGCCAACAGAGCCCUGGUCAGUCAGGGAGAAACUGUGCCUGGCCUCCUCUGUUAUGAGGAGUGGUGACCAAAACUGGGUGUCUGUAAGUAGAGCCAUCAAGCCUUUCUCAGAGCCUGGCCGUCCACCUGACUGGUUCUCACAGAAGCACUGCGCCUCACAAUACUCCGAGCUGCUGGAGGCCACAGAAGCACCUAAGCGUAAGCGUGGUGAGAAGGGCGAGGUGGUCGAAACCAUUGAAGAUGUCAUCGUCCGUAGGCUAACCACUGAGAGGAUAGAGGAGCUGAAAAAACUACUGCGAGACUCACAAGAGCAGUACAGGAAGUUGAAGAAAGAGGUGGAUCUGAUACAGACGGGUCACAUGGACACCCAGCUGAAGGAGCUGUGGGCAGAGAUCGCACUAAAGAAGAAGCAGGCGGAAGAGGAAGCAGAACAGAAGAGGAAAGCCACAGAAACAGCGUACCAAGCUCGUCAGGCGAUGAAAAACACACCUAAGCGUCUCCCCAGUGUAACUGUACGGUCUCCUCUGGGUGCUAGCCCCCCCACCGUUGAAUCUCAGGCUGACUCUUCGGUCCCCACGCCACCGAUGGAUACAGGAAGUGUUGCCUCUGAUGACACCGCCCCCACCUCCACCCACUCAGUUGCCCAGGGGGUCGGAGUGUUUCUACCAGCGACGGAUGCUCCAGGCCCAGGGCCCAAAGAUGGAGGCCUGGCCGCUCUAGUAGAUGACUCACCACAAAAGAGGCUCCUGACCCAGAAGGCCACGCCGCCGCCCUCACCUCUCCUAUCAGAACUGCUGAAAAAAGGCAACCUCAUCUCGGCCAGCCCCCGCCUGGUUGGGGAGGGAGACUCUACUGGAAGCCUCACUAACGGAGUACAGACCGCCACCGCAGCCACUGCCUUACCACCUGGCCAUGAGGUCAUCAUAGAGGGAGAAGCUGCAGUAAAGGCAGAGCUUGUUGAGGAAACGGGGUUGGUAGAAGAGGACCUUGUAGCUGUGUCUUACAUGGGAGACGAAUUGGACCUGGAGACAGUAGGAGACAUCAUUGCCAUCAUAGAGGAGAAGGUCGAUGACUCCGUGGAGGCCUUGGAUGCAGCAGCAGUGGAAGCAGCUCUCUCUCUGUGCGAAGAGGCCGUCUCAGAAGGACACACCCUCCCUGGCCCCUGGGAGACCCAGGAGCUGAAGGCGUCAGACCCGGCACCCACCGUCCCAGACUCCGAUGCCACACAGGAACCUCAGGAUGUGGCCACAAUAUCGACCCUGAUUCCUGCCGGCGUAGAGACCCCAAAUCAACCCGAAAUUAAAAGAGAACAACAACUUAAGGGAAUCUGCGAGGUACCUGAGGUAACAGGAAGUGAUGUCACCUCUUCUGUCACCUCUGACGAGUGCGCAACAGGAAGCGAGGUUACGGAGGAGAGGGCGGCGGGGAAGGUGGCCACUGAGGCGACGGUGAAGAGUGAAGGAGAGGAUUGGAGCCAGCCGGAGCCCAAUCCGCCCUGCAUAGACUCUGAGGACAGCUCCGUGUCCGGGAAAGAGACCAAGGAGGUGAAGGAGGAGGAGGCAGGCAGUGAGGUCGACCCAGAAGAAGGGAUGGAGCUGAAGGAGGAGUGCGGGGAGGGGGAGGGGCCCUAUCUGUCGGAGGUAGAGCGGGCGGCCAGCGAGAGUGAAGACGGCUACGGCCCGCCCUCCCAACGCUACACAGCCGAUUCACUGGCCAGCAGCCCGGCCUCUUCUUCCCAGCUAUCUACAUGUGGUGAGGACCAGGAGGCGGUGCAGGCCCAGAAGAUCUGGAAGAAAGCCAUCAUGCUGGUGUGGAGAGCCGCAGCCAACCACAGGUAUGCCAGUGUCUUCCUGCAGCCUGUUUCAGAUGACAUCGCGCCUGGUUACCACAGCAUCGUACACAGACCCAUGGACUUGUCGGCCAUUAAGAAGAACAUCGAGUCCGGCGUGAUCCGCACGACGGCCGAGUUCCAGCGCGACAUCAUGCUGAUGUUUCAGAACGCCGUCAUGUACAACUCGUCGGACCACGACGUGUACCACAUGGCGCUGGAGAUGCAGCGCGACGUCCUGGAGCACGUGCAGCAGUUCCUGGCCACCCAGCUCAUCAUGCAGACAUCGGAGAGCGCCAUCUCCGCCAAGAGCCUCCGCGGCAGGGAGGGGAACCGUAAGCCAGGAGAGCCGGCUGAGAAGGACAGUGUCCCAAUGGCCUCUCCUGCUUUCCUUCUCUCUCUCUUUGACGGAGGCACCAGGGGUCGCCGCAGCGCCAUGGAGGCUGACCUCAAAAUGAAGAAAUAGACUGAGAUUUCAGAGAAGGAGACACUUAGAGAGACAAAGAGUCACUCAGAGGAUGUGGAGCUGAAUACUUUACUGGUCACUUUGGUUGUUUUCUGAAGAGGACUGUGCAGUCUCUGUUUGCCGGUGUAUGUGUUAGUACACACUUAUACUUUGGCUUGGACGAGGGUAUGUGUGGAUGUCUGUCAGUGUGUCUGAGAGAGCUGCACAGAGCUUCUUCUUCUUCUCCAGUUCAUAUGAUUGGUUCAUGUGCAACGCCGCGGGAUUUCACUCCACUUUCCCCCCAAGUAUCAUUUCACCAGCAAAGGUAGUAGUUCACCAUUUCCCUCUGCUGAGAUGGAAAAGCGAAGAACUUUGAGAGAGA